CGUGUUUGAAGACGUAUCGGAUAUAAACAACAAACGGAAUUGUGGGUUUUUUAAAGAAACAACUACAACAAAAACGAGUGUGUUGUAAAUAAUAACAACAACAGAUAAAAAAGAGGCAAAAAAAUCUAAAUGAGAAUAAGAUAAAAGCAAAAAGUGUGAAUAAAAUAGAAAUCUUAUUAAAAGAGAAUGCACAAAAUAUAGCAAAAAGUGAGAAAAAAUAUUAAAGUUUUAAAAGGAAAUUAAAGAAAAAUAUACAAGAAAGUUUGGAAAUUAAAAAAAAAAAAAAUUUGGAAAAGUGGGAAAUUAAAUAAAAAUAAAAGGAAAUUGUUAAGAACGAGUUAAAUUUUUUAUAAAAUUAAGCUGCCAAAAAACAAAAGGAUUAUUUUGCCAGGAAUUUUUGAAGGCCUUAACAAAAAGUAAGAUGUUUGGUUAAAUUUGAGUUUGAGUGUGGUAUGAGUAAAAGGAGAAGGAAUACAGAGAGUCGUUAGUAUCUAAAGUUUUGUUGCAAAUUUAUUUAAAUAUUUCUAAUAACUUUGUUGCAUAAAGACCUCAAUUUGCGAAAAUUUUGUUUUACAUUUUGUUUGUUGUUUAAACUUCUCAGUUUUCAUGUUAUUGAAAUUUAUGAAGUGAAAAUCAGCUGCAAAUUAAUUUACAGAAUUAAAUAUUUGAAAAAAGUUUUAGUUCAAAAACCAAGGAAUUUAAUUUAUAUUAAAACGUUAAACGUUUUUUGAAAGGAAUUACAAGGAUUUUUCUCUCUAAACUUUGGCUGCUGCAUUAUGUAAAUAUUUAAUGGAGUAAUCUUGUAAAGCAACUCUAUAAGAAUGUCUCAUCAAACAGCUAGACGCGCUGCAGCGCCUACAAGUUUAGAAUGUCCGUUGGCCUCGUUGGGACGUACUAGCAAUGCGGUGAUGGACUCUUUGAAUGGUCUACAUCAGUCUACCUUUCAUCAUCCCUUAAGUUCAAGUCCUCUGGAUCCUCAAGUUUAUCAAAUGUCUCGUAAAUCUCCCGAUCUUAGUAUAGACACCGAUACGGAUAUCAUUUAUCACACCAGCUCGGUUUCGCAACAGGGAGAUACUGUCGAUGGCCUGAGAGGAGAUUUAGAGGAUUCAACACAAAGUGCCAAAAAUACCACACAAGAAAGGCAGGUGACUGCUCAAUUGUAUGAUCUCUCACGAUCAUCGUCACAAAGUUCUUUAGAUCAACCCCAGCCUAUACAGCAUAAAGCAGCCACUUUUGAAUUGAGAGGACGACAGCAUCCCUUAAAUGGUUCCACGGUAUUGCCCAGCUCAGCCUCGGUAGGACGUACGGUCCAACAGCAGCAGAGAUCAAAUCUAUGUGUGGGCGUUAAUGCCAAUCAACAGCGUAAUUUUUUAGCCCUCGAACACUUAAUACAAUAUGGACGCCAUGAACGGGGGCCUAGUGCCUAUGUACUACAUAGUAAUAGUGCCGAUACAGAGGAUUCAAGUGAUGCUGCUCCUGGCACUACCAACAGUCGCUUGACACGCCAUCAAAAUGGUCGUGGUACUGUACCGGUGGGGGCCUCUACUAAUGGCAAUGGUCGCAAUGCUCAAUAUUAUUUGGAAAAGAAAAUGGAUGCUUUAUAUUUGGGUAAUGCCAUACGAGGUUUGCCAUUGGGUUCGGAGGCUAGUAAUUAUCAGAGUGAGCGCUAUUAUCUGGAAGAUGGUCUGCGGAGUAUGUGUGAUUUUAGUGAUGCCAAUGAGAGACUGCAAGAUCCUCAUCUGCUACACCAUCGCGCCUCGAGUCCCAGUGAAACUAGUGGUUCCGAUCGUUAUCUCUUAAAUCGCACCAACUCACCCGCCAAUGCCUUCAGUUCAUCGAAUCACAUCGACAACUUUUCCAGUUCAAAUAACAACACCUCCUCCUCAUCGAAUUUGGCCUUGGAUCAGCGCUAUCAUCACAGUAAAGUGAAAAGUUUAUCCGAUGGUUUAUGUAAUUUAGGCAGAUUUUCACCUAGUCUAGAUCAGGGCUAUGCCACUUUGGUAUCACCCUCACCCACUGGCCAUCAUCCGAAUACCAUAACAACGCACAGUAUAGUUCAUCAUCCACCACCGGCUGCCAUGUCGGCAGCAGCGGCCAUAGCAAGAAGACAUGUAGAGACGGGACCACCGCCAUGGUCGAAAAAGGGACCAUUUAGAUCGGGUCCUCUAUUUGAUCGUUUGCCCGACGAGGCCAUUUUGAAAAUUUUCCAAUGGUUUGAUAGUUGUGAAUUGUGUAGCUUAGCGCGGGUUUGCCGAAGAUUCGAACAGUUGGCCUGGCGUCCGGUUUUGUGGAAAGUUAUUACUUUAAAGGGGGAACAUCUGAAUGGAGAUAAGGCUUUGAAAAUGAUUUUUCGCCAAUUGUGUGGUCAAACCCGCAAUGGUUCCUGCCCUGAAGUGGAGAGAGUAAUGCUGGCCGAUGGUUGUCGCAUAUCGGAUAAGGGUUUGCAAUUGCUGACCCGUAGAUGUCCGGAAUUAACACAUCUGCAGCUGCAGACAUGUGUUAAUGUCUCCAAUCAGGCUCUAGUGGAUGUCUUGACGAAAUGCACCAAUGUACAGCAUUUAGAUGUAACGGGUUGCACGCAAAUUAAUACCAUAACACCGAAUCCGAAUUUGGAACCACCUAGAAGACUUUUAUUACAAUAUUUAGAUUUAACCGAUUGUACAGCUUUAGAUGAUGUGGGUCUAAAAAUUGUGGUCAAAAAUUGUCCUCAACUGGUGUAUCUUUAUUUAAGACGCUGCAUACAAAUUACAGAUGCAGGACUAAAAUUUGUGCCAAGUUUUUGUAUAGCCCUGAAGGAGCUAAGCGUUUCCGAUUGCCUUAACAUAACCGAUUUCGGUCUCUACGAAUUGGCCAAACUGGGGGCUGCUUUGCGCUAUCUAUCCGUAGCCAAAUGUGAUCGGGUAUCUGAUGCGGGUCUUAAAGUCAUAGCAAGACGUUGCUAUAAACUACGUUACCUCAAUGCCCGAGGUUGUGAGGCGGUUAGUGAUGAUUCCAUUACCGUACUGGCACGUUCAUGUCCACGUUUGCGGGCACUCGAUAUUGGUAAAUGUGAUGUCAGUGAUGCUGGCCUAAGAGCACUGGCCGAAAGUUGUCCGAAUUUAAAGAAAUUAAGUUUACGUAAUUGUGAUAUGAUUACCGACCGUGGCGUACAAUGUAUAGCGUACUACUGUCGCGGUCUGCAACAAUUGAAUAUACAAGAUUGUCAAAUAUCCAUUGAAGGCUAUAGAGCGGUUAAGAAAUAUUGUAAACGCUGUAUUAUAGAGCAUACAAAUCCGGGAUUUUGUUAAAAGAAAGAACAACUAACUUAGAGUCUCCUACUAUCCUAACGCUCCUCUACUUGUACAUAUGUACUUAUUUUUUAUAAGAAAAAUUAUUUUUUUAAGCAAAAUUAUUUGAAUUCUUUUUUUUUUUAAUUUAAAAAGUAUUUAAACUUUUAUUUUUAAAUUUUAGAACAAAAAUUUUCUUUUAGCUAAAAAUUGUUUGUAAAUUAUUUAAAAUUCUUAAGAAAUUAAACAAAUUUAUAUCAAUUGUAAUUAAAUUUAGUUUUAUAAUUUUCUAAUUUAAACAAAAAAUCAAGUAUUGAAUAUUUAUAAAAUCGAAAAAAUAUUUAAAAGAAUUUUUUUUUUUAGUUUAAUGCAUUAGUAAUUUUGUAUUAGGCCUGCUGUCAUUUGUUUUGUUUUCUUUAUAAAUAAAUUAUUAUAUUUUUCAAAUAAAAAUAGCGAAACCGUCUUUAAAGAUUUUAUUGGAAAUACAUAAUAUUUAAAUUGUUCUGACACCGAAUUUUGAAACAAACAUGGGUCGAUUUUAUUGCAAAAAGAAUAUUUCAAAUAUUUUUUUUCGAAAAAUUUUCUAAUAAAAAAUAUUUUUGAAAAUUCGCAUUUUCUUU
Molecule: messenger RNA, 3886 nt
Organism: Lucilia sericata (common green bottle fly)
Lineage: Eukaryota; Metazoa; Arthropoda; Insecta; Diptera; Calliphoridae
Gene: Fbxl7
Product: F-box/LRR-repeat protein 7
Exons: 6
Coding region: 822-3287 (821 amino acids)
Biological process (GO): SCF-dependent proteasomal ubiquitin-dependent protein catabolic process
Cellular component (GO): SCF ubiquitin ligase complex
Molecular function (GO): protein binding
Source: RefSeq, a predicted model, not a curated record